AUGGUCUCAGCUGGCCACCAAGAGCACAAGGAGACAGGAAACGUUCCAGUCGGGUAUCCCUCAGGUGCAACAAUCGACUGGAUUAACUCACAACCACGGACAGGACUCGUGGAACAAAUCAGAACAGUUGCCAAGGGAGCACAGAUGACAACAUAUAGCACCAUUAAAGGUUAUCUUGAUCAGUGCAUAGAUGGGACCAUUAUGAUCUGAUCUAUAGCCCUUGAGAUUCCCAAAUAUAAAGAGUGGUUUGACUACACCUGAGUAUUUAGACAUCCAGCUGUAGCUAGGCUCACUCCAAAGGAAUUUCCUAAUCUGACCACAGCAGCAAAUUACUCCUUACUUUUCAGGAUUUGCAGCACCAAAACAUAUACCAGGAGUGACAGUUACAGUCCCCUCCUUGGCCACUACCUCCAUCAGACAAACCAAAUGGGGAGACACCAAUGUGCAAGAGGCCCUAACGGCUGUGGGGACGGCGGAAAGCAGGUGAGAAGUAAACAUGAUGCCCCAAUCGACGGCGCGCCCGCCGAGCUCGCCGCCCCACAUGCCGCAGCCACCACCGGGUGGAGGCGGGAAAGGCCCUGGCGACCGCUCCCGAGACAACGAGGUCGGGAGUUAGCCCCACACGUCGCGUGGAGCGACGACACCACGCCUGCCUCACCACAGGCGCCCCUCAUUGGACCCGCCCUCCACAUCCGCCCGCCAAUCGUCGUCCACGCCGCCUGCCGCCGUUUCUCCACAGCCAACCUCGAAAAACAACCGUCGUUCCCGGGCGCAGCGGCCGCGCCUGCGCACCGUCUCCAGAGGCAGGCGAGGCGCUGUCAGUGCGCUUGCUCCGCCCUUGAGCGCUUUCCCCGCACAUUUUGA
This is a messenger RNA of Galeopterus variegatus (Sunda flying lemur), 864 nucleotides long. It is a transcript of the gene EBLN1, whose product is annotated as endogenous Bornavirus-like nucleoprotein 1. The record is from RefSeq and is a predicted model, not a curated record. Lineage: Eukaryota; Metazoa; Chordata; Mammalia; Dermoptera; Cynocephalidae. The transcript is spliced from 4 exons.